AUGGGUCAGCUACCAUCAUCACGAGUUACCCCACACAGACCUUUCCACAAGAGUGGAGUUGAUUACGCGGGUCCAAUUCAAGUCAGACCUACAAAGGGUCGCGGUUAUCGCUCCACAAAGGGCUACAUAUGCUUAUUUGUGUGCAUGGCAACGAAAGCCCUACACCUUGAGGUGGUCAGCGACAUGACUGCGCAAAGCUUCUUGGCUGCAUUCAAAAGAUUUGUCGCACGAAGAGGCCAUGUCUCUGACUUGUGGAGCGAUAACGGCACUAACUUUGUAGGAAGUGCUAAAGAGCUUACAAAAUUGUUUUCCGCAGAAAGGUCUGUUGUAGUGGCGGAAAUACAGGACUGGAUGUCCUCAAAUGGUGCUAACUGGCACUUUAUUCCUCCCCACUCUCCAAACUUUGGAGGGUUGUGGGAGGCACGCGUUAAGUCAAUAAAAUAUCAUUUACGGAGAAUAUUAGCCUUUCAUCCCGGAGCCGACGGCAUCAACCGCGUUGCCGAUAUCAGAACUGCCACCGGAAUCGUCCGAAGACCUUUCUGCAAAAUCUGCCCUAUACCUAACAACAAGGAAGGCUAA
Molecule: messenger RNA, 579 nt
Organism: Parnassius mnemosyne (clouded apollo)
Lineage: Eukaryota; Metazoa; Arthropoda; Insecta; Lepidoptera; Papilionidae
Source: the annotation of a GenBank genome assembly